CAUGCGUAGGUUUCCUCAGCCGGGGCAGCGCCGCCGACAACUGUUCUCUUGAAAUGGGGAAAAGAAGCGCUCGGAUUCGGCGAAGUUGAGAGGAAAAGCGGGUUGGGCAAUGACGAGCUCGCCUGAUUCCAGCAUGCUCGGCUCCCUAACGCCCCACGAGCGGAGGUGGCCAGAUGCAAAAAGGCUACAGUUCGAUUGAUGUGAAGAACAUUUUCAAAGUGGCGUUUAUUUUGUGUGGGAAAUCAUAGACAACUGCUCAAAAAAGUGAAAGAAAAAGUCUAAUGGAGAUCAUGAAGAUCCCAAAACUAUUCUACGUCUUUUCAAUUUUCACAUGUGCUGCUAUAUAUGCUGUUUAUACCAAGUGGAAUUUUGACUACAAAGGAAGAGGUGUUGACAAAGGUUUGGAAAAGGAGCUUGGUGCUGAAAUCUCAAGAAAAGAUGAGGCAGUUCUUUAUGGAAUUAUGUUUGAUGCUGGAAGCACUGGCACCCGUAUACAUGUAUUCCAAUUUGCACAGAAACCAAAAGAACUUCCUAGAUUAAUUGAUACCACAUUCAAAGCAUUAAAACCAGGACUCUCUGCAUAUGCUGACAAUGUGGAUAAGAGUGCUGAAGGAAUAAAUGAGCUAUUGGCAGUUGCUAAAGAAGCUGUUCCUAUGCAUUUGUGGAAGUCAACUCCCUUAGUUCUUAAAGCAACCGCUGGUUUAAGAUUGCUGCCAGAAGAAAAGGCACAGAAAUUAUUGGAUAAGGUAAAGGACAUUUUUCAAGAGUCUCCAUUCUUUAUAGGAAAUGAUUGUGUUUCCAUAAUGGAUGGAUCAGAUGAAGGUAUUUCGGCAUGGAUCACAGUCAACUUUUUAACAGACAGCUUGAAUAAUCCAACGAAGAAAUGUGUAGGAAUGCUAGAUUUAGGUGGUGGAUCUACUCAAAUCACAUUUCGCCCAAGCACCGAAACGUCUAUGGAGAACUCAACUGCUGAAAACAUCAUUUCAUUUAACUUGUUUAAUACUACAUAUAAACUGAAUUCAUACAGUUACUUGGGAUUUGGAUUAAUGUCGGCAAGACUGGCAAUUUUAGGAGGAGUUGAAGGACAAGCCUUGAAAGAAGGCGAAGAACUAACAAGUCCCUGCUUAUCACUAAAUUAUCAAGGUGAAUGGGAACAUGCAAAGAUACUGUACAAAAUUAAAGGGCAGAAACCAGGAAGGCCACUUUUUGAAUCAUGUCAUAAUGAAAUAUUAAAAGUGCUAAACAAGAAAAUUCAUGAGACAGCCAGAAUAAAGGACUUGGAUUUCUAUGCUUUUUCCUACUAUUAUGAGUUGGCAGUAGAUGCUGGUUUAAUAGAUAAAAAAAAGGGAGGAAUCCUACCAGUCAGCAAGUUUGAAAGUGCAGCAAAGAAAGUGUGUAAAACAAUGGAGAUUCAGCAAGGAAAUCAUCCUUUCUUAUGCAUGGAUCUUAGUUACAUCAGUUUGCUGCUGAAAGAACUGGGCUUUCCAAAGAAUCACAUUCUUAAGCUGACCCAGAAGAUCAACAACAUUGAAACCAGUUGGGCUUUAGGAGCAAUUCUUCACUACAUGGAUUCACUUCACAUGCUAUAAUAUUAGGGAUUUACUGCCUGGGGAAAAUGAGUCUAGGAAAUUGGAUCUGAUUGGUUCCUUUGAAAAAGGGCUAUAAGUAAAAUAUAUAUUUUUAAAAGUUUUAAAUCUUUCAAUAAGGGAAGCUGAUGCUUAAGGUGGUAGCUUAAGGUGCUCAGUAUUGUCCUGGGAUCACAAAUACUUUUAGUAUCACACAAAAUCAGUAACACUCAUUUUGAAAAAAAUAAUCCAUGACCGCUAAAAGCAGCAGCUUAUCAGAAAUCAAACCAAAUUAUUGUAACAAAUAUCCUUUCAUUUUUAACGAACAUUUGCUGAUGAUCUCUGAUUUAUUUGAUGUUCUUUAUAAGAAAAGCACUUAAUCUUUAGGCAGACAUUUUGCCAUUUUUUGAUGCAAGCAUAUAAAAGCUAACAUCAGAAGCAAGCAACUUUUUAACUACCUUUGAAUGUUAGACUGUAAAUUCAGAUUUUAAAAUAUGUGAAAAUUUGGGGUAUUUCCUUAAAAACUUUGUUAUGCUUUGUAAAACACUUACUGACACAUAUUUAGAUUACCUUCUGAAACCCAGUUUUUAAUCCUUCAGAGUCUUUGGAGUACUGGUUUAUUUUGGAAGAGAUGAGCUGGGCAAGAUGGUUGUUCCCACACAGAAUUCCAUUGAUGUUUUCCCCUUGAUUUUGACUGCCUUAAUUUUUUUCUGGUGUGUAUUCCAUCCUGUAACGGCCUUUUUCACUUUUAAAUGGCACAAUGUUUUUUGUUCCUGCUGUCAGGCAAAAGAUUAGAUAAUGUUAUCUUGCUCUAACUCACUACAUGCAGUCCUUGUUUAGCAACCACAAUUGAUUCCAGUGAAAUAGUUACUAAGUGAUACAAACAUUAAACAAACCACACGGCUGAGAGGCCUCACAAAGAUCACUGGUUGUUGCCAUUUUGAUAAAGUUCUCUCAUAGUAACACAAGCAUUAGUCUCAUUUUGAUGUAUAUUAUGGUCAAGUGCAGAAGUGGAAAAUGUUUUUACUGCUAUUUAUUACUAUUGUAUUUGUGAACAGUCACUAUCUGAAGCAGUUGCUAAAUGAGGACUAUCUAAAACUGAUGAAAGAAUCUUUUCAUAUGGGUCAUAGCAAUAGCUGAAUGAGUUUUUUGACAUAGGCUAACAUCAGGGAGUAUUGGAUCAUGCUAGUUUGGUCUACCAUUGUCCAAUACUAGACCAUAGUAUGUUUUUUGGAAUGUAUUAAUCAGUUAUAAAAUACUUGUAGAAGACGUUUUUGAUUGUAUAAAUUUGUAUGAAAGCCAGAAGACUCCCUACUGCAACAUUUAUGCCUAUAUCUGAGAGAUAAUCUGGAAAUUCAGGAAAAAUGCUUGAAUGUUCUAGUAAUCAUUAUGUGAAUUUGUUUAAUUUUGGUUUAAAUAUUAGAUUAUGUUUAAAAUAAUAUGAAUGUUCCAAAUUUUGUAUAUUUCAAUUCAGUAAACAGUUUGUAUAUUUAAGGUUCCUUUAGCUAUUAAGUAAACUUCAAAUAAUUUUUUAAAAGUAUUACUUCACAGUCUUCUUUUAAACAAGUAAAUUUAUUGUUGCACUAAACAAAGAUUGGGGAACUAUAUGAAGGUUAUGAGUUGAAUUUCAGCAGUAUUAAGGCUGUUUCCACCCAAGGACUGUUCAAAAGCAUUUUCUACAUCCCAAAAUGUGCUAGGUUUGAAGGCUGAGCUUAGUUUAUCAUUGGGUAGGUUGCAAUGUACUUGAAACUGCAGUAAAACAAAUGUUUUAUUUGAUACAAUGCAACUCUGUGGUGAUCCUUUUUUAUCAUCUGCAGAAACUUUUGUGUCAUCCUACCUUUGGUUCCAAGACAUCAGCAAUCACAGCAGAAUUUCUAAGGCAAAAGCUGACUGGAUGCCUUUGAAGUUUAUAAGAACCAUCCAUCCGUUUGUUUGUUUGUUUGUUUGUUUGUUUAUUAUUUAGCACUAUUUCUGUGCUACCCCUAAGCACCUAAAUGUCUCCUAAAUGUCGAUAGGGAGAGGCUAUAUUUAUACGGGCAGCCGAUUAUUUCAAAGGUUGGAAAAGCAAUAGAAAAGGGGCAUUUCCCGUCUCUGCCUCUUUAGGUAGGUAAAGUUACUAGGACCCAAGCCAUAAAGCACUCCAAACUGCUUUUGUGAUACCAGGAAGAGGAAACAAUGACAGUAUGGAAAUCUAUGUUUUCAUAGAAACUGUGCCAGUCUUGUAAACACAUUAGACACUGCAGGGAUUGUUAGAACUGCAGCAUGAAAGAAAGAAGCAACUUUUACCUCUGCUGCUAGAGUCGUAGUGACAAUAAAUAACUAUGGAGAAAAACAUCAAUUGAUAUCACCCAAGGCCUUUCUCUUACUGAUAGCAGGGACAAUGAAUUGAAAUAGCAAGCCAGAAAGCAAUGAUUCCUGCCCUCCCUAGCUAAUGUGGUCCUGAUUUUUAAAGAUGCAUUUGAUUAUUUUGUUGUCUAAAACUGAAAUGGUUCACAGUAACACUUGCAAUAAAGCAAACAUGGUGGUAGACACAGCAUAGUAGCCCAUUGUCAAUGGUGGGUUGCUACCUGUUCGCCCCAGAUCAGGUGAACUGGUAGUGGUGGCAGUGGGAGGCUUCGCCCACCCACCAACGCCUCUGCGCAUGUGCAGAAGUGUCACAUGCACAAGCACGAGCGAACCGGUAGCAAUGGGUUUUGAAACCCGUCCCUGCCCAUUGUGGAAGUGAAAAGUUACAGAUUAUCCAAAUAUAUUAUUAUAUUUGAUUCAUACAUAAUUUAACAGAGCACUUAAAUUCUGGCAUUAAGGAAGUUGGUCUACCGGCCAGUCUAGUUGAUAGAAAAGUCGAAAGGUAUUUGUCAUUAAUUGCUGUUUCUCUUUGACAUUUUCUAUAUAUAAAAAUAGGCAUUUGUACAUGUCCAUAUAGAUAUGAAUUAAGUUGAUAUGCUGAUAUUUGGUUAAUCUUUUCUUUGCCUGCAUUAAAGAAAGAAAUGAACCAGCUCUGUCCCUUGCCAUAGGUUUGAUUCAUAUCAUCUGUCAUUGCACUUCUUGCUACUUCAUUGUGAUAUUUUUCCAUUGAUUGUGCAAUCUUAAUUUGUUUAUUUUUAUCUUUUCAUUCUCUGCUGACUUUUCAUUCCAUAAUUCAGAUUAAAGCAUUCCAAUAAUUGAA
This is a messenger RNA of Pantherophis guttatus, 4731 nucleotides long. It is a transcript of the gene ENTPD6, whose product is annotated as ectonucleoside triphosphate diphosphohydrolase 6. Gene Ontology annotation, molecular function: hydrolase activity. Lineage: Eukaryota; Metazoa; Chordata; Lepidosauria; Squamata; Colubridae. Gene Ontology annotation, cellular component: Golgi apparatus. The record is from RefSeq and is a predicted model, not a curated record.